This is a messenger RNA of Anguilla anguilla (European eel), 1302 nucleotides long. It is a transcript of the gene or101-1, whose product is annotated as odorant receptor, family B, subfamily 101, member 1. Gene Ontology annotation, biological process: G protein-coupled receptor signaling pathway. The record is from RefSeq and is a predicted model, not a curated record. Bases 57 to 1028 code for a protein of 323 amino acids. The transcript has 3 exons. Gene Ontology annotation, cellular component: membrane. Lineage: Eukaryota; Metazoa; Chordata; Actinopteri; Anguilliformes; Anguillidae. Gene Ontology annotation, molecular function: olfactory receptor activity; G protein-coupled receptor activity.
CUCUCAAAGAGUGCAAGACUUCAGCUUCUGCAACUGUUUAGCGGAUUCUCCACAGUAUGAACACGUCCGAGACCAUCUCCGAGUUUGUAAUCGUGGGCUUGUCAGAGUUCAAGGACAACAAAACGCUGCUGUUUGUUCUUUUUCUGUUGGCCUACAUGACCAUUCUGGGAGGGAACACCAUGAUAAUAUACCUGGUGCGGACGGACGCCAAGCUCAGUUCGCCCAUGUACUUCUUUCUGCACAACCUGUCCUUCGUGGACAUCGUCUACACGUCAGUGACCAUCCCCAACAUGCUGUCGGGCUUGCUGACGGGGACCAAUACCAUCUCAGUGGCGGGCUGCUUCCUGCAGAUGUACUGGUUCAUCUCCAUGGCGGUGACCGGGCGCAGCCUUUUGACCGUGAUGGCGUUCGACCGCUACGUGGCCAUCUGCAACCCACUGCGCUACACCGCCAUCAUGACGCAGAAGGUCCGCCUGCUCCUCAUCUGCGGGGCCUGGGGGUUCGGCAUGGCCUGCACCCUUCCCGCCAUCUCCGCCGUGAGCCGGCUGCCCUUCUGCGGCGCCAACCGCGUGCGCCACUGCUUCUGCGACCCGUCCUCCGUCAUGCGGCUGGCCUGCGCCGACGUGGCCGCCGUCAGCCGCCUGUCGCUGGCGUGCGCCAUGGUGGCGCUGCUCGGCACGCUGGCGCUCGUCCUCUCGUCCUACGCCGCCAUCGGCGCCUCCGUCGGCCGGAUGGGCUCCUGGGAGGUGCGGCGGAAGGCCUUCGCCACCUGCGCCUCCCACCUGACCGUGGUCUCCCUCUCCUACGGCUCGGCCGCCUUCGUGUACACCUCGUACCGCGUGGGCGACUUCUCCGCCGACGUGCGCAUCAUCGUGGCCAUCCUGUACUCGGCCCUGACGCCGCUGCUCAACCCCGUGAUCUACAGCCUGAGGAACCGGGAGCUGAGGGACGCGGUGAGGCGGGCGUUCUGUUGCCGCCGCCGAGCCGUGUCGCCGCGGGCCAGGAAAACCGCCGCCGCGCCAGCCUGAGCGUGCGUCGUAACCUUGGUAACGCAUGUACGGCGGCCCCUGAGCGUGCGUCGUAACCUUGGUAACGCACAUACGGCGGCCCCUGAGCAUGCUUCGUAACCUUGGUAACGCAUGUACAGCAGCCCUGAGCGUGCUUUGUAACCUUGGUAACGCAGGUACAAACAGCCUCCGUUCAUUUAAACUUAAAAAAAAUCUAAUAAUUUUUUAUAAAUCAGUCAAAGGCAGUGUGUCUCUUCCAUGCCCAAAAAUGAUUAAAGGAAACGCUGAAAAGUGU